Colletotrichum spaethianum is the source of this 465-nucleotide messenger RNA. RefSeq lists its product as uncharacterized. Lineage: Eukaryota; Fungi; Ascomycota; Sordariomycetes; Glomerellales; Glomerellaceae. The transcript has 2 exons. Bases 1 to 465 code for a protein of 154 amino acids. The record is from RefSeq and is a predicted model, not a curated record.
AUGGAUGUUGAGGAUUGCGCAAACCACAUCCAGCGACUCCAGAUGCAUAAUCUGGACCAAUAUAUCCAAGAAAACCUGGAAAAAAAGCCGGUCAAGCAAAUUGUCCACUGCGAGGUGCUUCUUCAAGAUUUCCUUAUUCGGGGGAAGAUGGUGCAAACCCGUGACUACUGGGACAACACCAUGUUCAUCGCGACUAGCAAGCCUCCGUGCCGGCUCUGUCGCUACUAUCUCAAGGAAUCGGAAGACGAAUUCCUGGUUCAGUCCUCUCACAUGAACGUUUACCCAAAGUGGCGUCUUCCCGACAUGUAUCAGGGGCAGGAAGAGGAAACGAUCACGCACCGAGAGGAGUUGCUUGACGAUAUUAUUCAGCUGAUGCAGCAAGAUACUCUCCGUCUUGUCAAGGAGCUGCUUCCUCAGUGGAAGCGGUAUGAUUCAGCAUUAGUGGAACUAGCGGGCGACGUAUGA